Messenger RNA from Penicillium griseofulvum, 2457 nucleotides. RefSeq names its product PDPK1 family serine/threonine-protein kinase. Gene Ontology annotation, biological process: intracellular signal transduction; peptidyl-serine phosphorylation. NCBI's taxonomy places the organism in Eukaryota, Fungi, Ascomycota, Eurotiomycetes, Eurotiales, Aspergillaceae. Bases 1 to 2457 code for a protein of 818 amino acids. The record is from RefSeq and is a predicted model, not a curated record. Gene Ontology annotation, molecular function: protein serine/threonine kinase activity; ATP binding. The transcript is spliced from 2 exons.
AUGAACGGGGACCUCAGCUUGUCCCAGGCUCUGGGAGGGCUUCGGAUAGCUAAUCCAGACGAUUCGCCUCUUCCAACGGAGGAUGCGACCGCUGGGUCAACAGGCUCCAGUCCGUUCGGAUUGCCGGACGGUUCGGUAUCAACACAACACAAUCCCGCACAAGACGACCCCUCUACUUUUCCUCCUGCACCUAUCGAAGUUCCUGGGACAGAUGACCGCCAGACUUCAUUCCCUCAAGCGUCCCCCGAUAUAUCACCACCACCAUACCAGCCGUACUCGGCCCCGCCACUCUCAUCGCCUCCGAAUCCCAACCGACCCCUUUCCUCCGUAUACCUGAAUGGCUCGGCAACGUCGGUCCUCCCCCGUGAUAAUACGUAUCGUAUUCGAACCGAUUCCGGUGCUUCAUCCACAUCUGGGUCUCAGGCGCGGUUAGACACACGAGGAGGCUCAUCGGCAUUACAUGCCGGUGUGUUGGCGCGCGAUAACUCCCAUAGCGACAGAUCCUACCGGACUGCGCAGAUCCCGGGGAACGGCCCGGCAGUGAUGCGACAGUCGUCUCGAGCACAAGCAAGAGGUGGCGGCGCGUCUCAAAUGCCACGAACAUCUUAUAUGGCAGAGAACGGCCCAAUGGCGAGUAGUGAGGAGUGGAAAGAGCGUGGCGCCGCGGUAUCUGUGAGACAGGAGGUGGAUGCCAACGGCCAAACUGUCUCCCGCUAUAUCAAGAAGGGCGUGCGAGACUUCUCGUUUGGAAAUACCCUCGGCGAAGGCUCCUACAGUACGGUCGUAUUUGCAACAGACCGCCAGACUUUGAAGGAAUACGCGAUUAAGAUCCUCGACAAACGACACAUUAUCAAGGAGAGGAAAGUGAAAUACGUGAACAUUGAGAAGGAUACACUCAACCGCCUGACCGAUCAUCCAGGUAUUGUGCGGCUGUAUUACACCUUCCAGGAUGAGCAGUCACUUUAUUUCGUGCUUGACUUGUGCAAAGGAGGAGAAUUACUCGGUGUCCUUAAACGGAUGACCACUUUUGAUGAAGAGUGUACAAGAUUCUACGGCGCUCAGAUUCUUGACACGAUAGACUAUAUGCACAAGCGCGGUGUCAUCCACCGAGACCUGAAGCCAGAAAAUGUGUUACUUGACAGCGGGAUGUAUGUCAAGAUCACUGAUUUUGGAACGGCAAAGAUUCUCAAGACUCCACGAAUUGAUCCCAGCUCAAAUGGCAUUCUUCCCCUUGACUCGGCCGAGCUUUCACAAGAAGAGCGGGCGAGCUCUUUCGUCGGCACUGCAGAGUAUGUCAGCCCCGAGCUAUUGCAGGAUAGGAAUGCAUGCAAAGCCAGUGACCUUUGGGCUUUUGGUUGCAUCAUCUACCAACUCUUGGCUGGUCGGCCACCGUUCAAGGCUGGAAACGAGUACCAGACAUUCCAGAAAAUUGUGGCACUCGACUACGAGUUCCCAGUCGGAUUUCCUACAGUGGCGCGUGAUCUUGUCGAACGUCUUCUCGUCCUAGAUCCUGCUCGGCGUCUUCAGAUCGAGCACAUCAAAAAUCAUGAAUUCUUUGAAGGUAUCACAUGGGGUCCAGAUCUAUGGAAACAGAAGGCACCCCGCUUAAAGUCAUAUACACCCCCUGCACGCGAACCCAUCAAGCUCAAUGACAGUAACAACGGCGAGAGUAUGCCUCCAGUCAUCUCCACUGCCCCCUCGAACGCACCAAGUGCUAGUUCUCGCCACCUUCCACGAGUGGUUACCGAGCUACCCCCGCCAAGUCAGCUCGAUAUAGAAUGGUCACCGGUACUAAACAAAUCCAACGAGCGGAUCUUGAAAUUGGGUAAUUUGGUUGUUUUGUCUUCUGCUGCCUCACACAGCCCGACGUCCAAGAACAGCAGUGGUGAGAUUGAGGCACCUAGGAAGUUCUCUCGUUUCUUCACAGGUAGCACCACAAAGAAACGGCAGCGGUUGGUGAUGGUCACCUCGUCCGCGCGGGUCAUUAUGGCCGCAUCGGGUGGGGAUGAUAAGAAGAUCAAGCUUGAGAUUUCCCUGCUUGCUCCGGGGACAAGUUACAGAAGUACGACGGAUUCCAAAGGAAUUUCUUCCUGGGUUGUGGACACGAGAGAUAAACAUUACGUUUUCGAGGACCCCAAGCCAUCAUCAAGCAACAUUGGCGCCACAGCGGUCCAGGUACAGGAAUGGCUGGACGCAUUGGACAGAUCCCGGGAGAUGGCAUCACAGCAACAAAGCGCAGGCUACUCUGAUGAUGCAUUCCGCGACCUUUCCUCUGGCUUCCCUAGUCCCGCCAAUACCCUGGACCGCAACUCCGACAUGCAGAAAGACGAUAGAGGCCCGCCAUCAUCGAAUCGGAAUCACCUUGUGAAACAGCAGACCGGUGACACCGAAUCAACGAAAGGGAGGAAACGAUUCAGCAAGCGUCAUUCGAAGAACGGCCUCGCUGCGGUAUUUUAA